Messenger RNA from Trichomycterus rosablanca, 1527 nucleotides. RefSeq names its product transcription factor 12-like. Gene Ontology annotation, molecular function: DNA-binding transcription factor activity, RNA polymerase II-specific; protein dimerization activity; RNA polymerase II cis-regulatory region sequence-specific DNA binding. Gene Ontology annotation, biological process: regulation of transcription by RNA polymerase II. Bases 1 to 1527 code for a protein of 508 amino acids. Lineage: Eukaryota; Metazoa; Chordata; Actinopteri; Siluriformes; Trichomycteridae. Gene Ontology annotation, cellular component: chromatin; transcription regulator complex. The transcript is spliced from 12 exons. The record is from RefSeq and is a predicted model, not a curated record.
AUGUUUUGUGCAUUCCCUGGCCCAGGAACAGCUAACAACUCACUCUUGUAUCAGUAUGGAAAUGGAAAAGCGAUGUAUCCCCCUUCAAAUGCAGAGGAACUGAAAAGAGAUUCUACUUUAUACUCAUCAUACAAACUUUACAGUCCUGGCUUUGUGAGCCCUUUUCUUGAUGGGACAAGCAGCUCCACAGACACCUGGAACUCACCCAAUGGGAUCAGCCCACCAGGUCAUGGAGAAAUCAACGGCAACCUGCCAGCUCUUGAUCGUGUGAACAUACUGCCAAAUUUAACACCAACUGAAGCCAACAAGCAUCUACCGCCAUUGUCUACAUUUCACAAAGGCACUGGCAGUGUUUCACCUUUCACGUCUGUACCCCAUAAUGCACCUGUCAAUGGAACAGGCCGGCUCAUGGGUGGACAGGUGAAUGCUGUUGGAGCCUUACACAGUGGAGAUGCUCUUGAGACCACCCUGGCUUCUAUUUACUCCUCUGAUCAUACCAAUAACAGUUUUCCAGCCAGUCCAGCCACAUCAGGAAAAGCGACAUCACCUCUGGCUGCUUCUAGAGGAGCAAAUCAAUGGUCUUGUUCAGGUGAACAGACAGUACUGGAAUCCAGUUAUGAGAACUCCCUGCAGGCAGUGAUGGAGGAUAAAUUGGACAGAUUAGAAGAAGCCAUUCAUGUUCUAAGGAACCAUGCAGUUGGUGGGUCAAAUAUUGGCGUAACCGAUGACUUGCAGAGCCUAAUCAGAAAUACACAGCAUGGACCAAUAAAAAUGAGAACAAACUGCCCUGCCUUUGGACUGGUGACAAAUGGAUUACCUACAGAUGUAUCUGCAGCAGAUCCAGGUGAGGCUGCCCAUUUGGCCACUUCUGCUUAUGCUUGCUCUUUUCAUCUGACUAAACAAGAGAACAGCAUCAGAGCUCUUGCUGCAGGGCUGCUCUCCAGUUUGUCACCAGGUGCUUUGGAGGUGAAAUCGGAGAUCGCAGAUGUGGAAGAGUUUAGACUACAUCAGUCUCAUUCUAGAACCAUGUCUCACCCCCUCGAUUCUAGUCAUCUGUGUCACUUCUCGUCCAGUGCUCUGCAUUCUGAUGAAGAAAGGGACAUCAGAGAGCCUGAAACACCCAGCACUGAUACAGCUACCAGGACCAGUAGUAUCCAUGAGGAUGAAGAGCUGUCUCCAGAGCUGAAGGCUGAACGGGAGAGGGAGAGGAGGUUGGCAAACAAUGCCCGUGAACGUCUGCGUGUAAGGGACAUCAACGAAGCAUUCAAGGAGCUGGGCCGUAUGUGCCAACUGCACCUUAAGUCUGAUAAGCCUCAGACCAAACUGCUCACCCUGCACCAAGCUGUUGCAAUCAUUCUUAGCCUAGAGCAACAGGUCCGGGAGAGAAAUCUGAACCCUAAGACAGCAUGCUUGAGGAGAAGAGAGGAAGAAAAGGUGUCAACCAUGACCUUGAAUUCCCAGUCUAUGCAUACAAUCAUCCACGCUUCACCGAAUGUUCAAAUCAACAGUUCCCCUGGUCAGCUCUGA